Molecule: messenger RNA, 1486 nt
Organism: Gossypium raimondii (Peruvian cotton)
Lineage: Eukaryota; Viridiplantae; Streptophyta; Magnoliopsida; Malvales; Malvaceae
Product: protein SGT1 homolog B
Exons: 10
Coding region: 124-1212 (362 amino acids)
Biological process (GO): protein stabilization; defense response to fungus
Cellular component (GO): cytoplasm; nucleus
Molecular function (GO): protein-folding chaperone binding
Source: RefSeq, a predicted model, not a curated record
GUUUAUAUUAGUUUUCUUUGAGGGUCAAUCCUAUUCAGAAAAUCAAAAUCCCCUCUUCCAUUGAUCUUUUGAUCUUCUAGACACUUCUCUUCCUCGUUGUGAGUCUCUGGGUUUGCCCUGGUAAUGGCGUCUGCUUUAGAAACCAAAGCCAAAGAAGCAUACUUCGAUGACCACUUUGAACUCGCCCUCGAUCUGUACUCGCAAGCCAUCGGAAUCAACCCUAAAAAGGCCGAGCUCUACGCUGACCGUGCUCAAGCCAACAUCAAACUGAACAAUCUCCCUGAUGCUGUGGCAGAUGCUAACAAAGCAAUUGAGUUGGAUCCGUCCAUGUCUAAAGCCUACUUGCGUAAAGCUACUGCGUGUAUGAAGCUUGAGGAGUAUCAAACUGCUAAGGCUGCGUUGGAGACUGGGGCUGCUUUGGCACCAGAAGAGUCUAGAUUUUCCAAGUUGAUUAAAGAAUGUGAAGAGCGCAUUGCAGAGGAAAAUGGUGAGUUACCGAAGGAGACGUUGGAUGUGGUGCCAACAAAUGUUGUACCAGUGAAAGACGUCUCUUCUGUCAAGGAUGUACCUGAUCCCAUGACUGUUGCAGCACCAACUAAAUCAACUUACAGGCAUGAAUUUUAUCAGAAACCAGAGGAAGUGGUUGUCACAAUAUUUGCUAAGGGAAUACCACCCGAGUGUGUUAAAGUUGAUUAUGGUGAACAAAUACUAAGUGUCGCUGUCAAUGCACCCGGCAAAGAUGCUUAUCAUUUCCAACCUCGCUUAUUUGGAAAGAUAAUACCUGACAAGUGCAGAUAUGAUGUUUUGUCAACCAAAAUUGAAAUUAGGUUAGCAAAAGCUGAACCAAUUCAUUGGACAUCCCUUGAAUUUAGCAUGGAAGUUGCUGUGCCCCAAAGGAUUAAUGUAUCUUCUGUUGCUGCAAAUCAAAGGCCAUCGUACCCAUCCUCCAAACCAAAAAGGGUUGAUUGGGAUAAAAUCGAAGCUCAAGUAAAGAAGGAGGAGAAAGAUGAAAAGCUAGAUGGUGAUGCAGCUUUGAAUAAAUUUUUCCGUGACAUUUAUCAGGAUGCUGAUGAGGAUGCAAGAAGGGCCAUGCAGAAAUCCUUUGUGGAAUCAAACGGGACUGUUCUUUCGACGAACUGGAAAGAAGUUGGUGUAAAGAAGGUGGAAGGAAGUCCUCCGGAUGGUAUGGAACUGAAGAAGUGGGAGUACUGAGCUCUUUGUUCUCAAUGGUAUGCUGUUUUGGACUCCAUUAUCCAAAUGUUGGAUACUUUCUCUUCAAUCUAAUUACAAUGCGUCACUUGGCUGUGCUUGAUUGUCCAAAAUUGCUCCUAAGUAGAGGUAGACGGAUUUUCUUUUUCCUUUUACUUUGUUUUGUACCUGUCGUUUUAAAGCUUUCGUUUGGAGUUUGUGUAGUUACACUUUGGUAAAAAGCUUCCAACACUUUUAAGCUUUGCAAUGAUGAAUGUGACCGUAUUUUGUUUUUCUA